Pararge aegeria (speckled wood butterfly) is the source of this 1128-nucleotide messenger RNA. Its product is annotated as 3-oxoacyl-[acyl-carrier-protein] reductase FabG-like. The transcript has a single exon. Lineage: Eukaryota; Metazoa; Arthropoda; Insecta; Lepidoptera; Nymphalidae. The record is from RefSeq and is a predicted model, not a curated record. Bases 25 to 813 code for a protein of 262 amino acids.
UCGUACGGUGUAAGCACGUAUUAAAUGUUUUCCAUUUGUCGUUGUGAAAAGUCAGCUAACAUGAUGAAUUUCAAGAACAAAGUUGUUCUAGUGACGGGUGCCAGUUCUGGUAUCGGCGCGGCUGUGUCUGUAGCUUUCAGUGCAGCGGGAGCUAAAGUUGUUACCGUAGGACGGAAUGAAACCAAUUUAAAGGCAGUCGCGGCUAAGUGCAAGAAUCCCCUAGUAUUAAUCGGAGAUGUAAGAAACGACGACGAUGUAAAGCGUAUCAUGGACCAAACCAUCAAGAAGUUCGGCCAACUGGACAUCCUGAUAAACAACGCCGGACUCUCAGCACCCGGACACCUUCUGGAAACUGACGAAAUGAUGAAAGCUUACGAUGUCGUCAUGGACACAAACGUUCGAGCCCUCGUUCACAUGACAAGCGUAGCCGCGCCUCACUUAGCGAAAACUAAAGGGAAUAUCAUAAAUAUAUCCAGUGUGUCAGCGUUAAUGGCUCCGACUUUUCCGGGAACUAUAAAUUACUACAUAUCCAAAGCUGCUGUGACGCAUUUCGGUUCAUGUGCGGCUGCUGAGUUAGCUCCUCACGGUAUUAGGGUAAACACCAUAAGUCCUGGACCAACGCAGACGGAAUUCUUAACAAACGCCAAAAUUAACGCUGAUUGGGAACUUGUCAAGACGAAAAAUGCUCUCCAGAGGAUUUCGGAUCCGUCGGAAAUUGCUGAGUUGAUCCUAUUCGUGGCCAGUGACAAAUCCAAGGGUAUAACUGGCUCAAACUUCCUGAGUGAUAACGGUCUUUUGAUAAAACGCGGUUAAAUUGUAAAAAAAAAUUACAGUUAGUUCACAAAUUGCACAUUGGCGUGUUUCACAAUAUUAUUUAAGUGGAGUGUUGUACUCCAUUCAAGGCAUGCAUGUUAUUUAGCACAUUUACUAUUAAAUAAUUAGAGAAUAAUGAUUGUGUUUUUAUGUAGUUUUAAUGAUGAUGUGUUUUUAAAAAAGCCUUCAGAAAUAACUUAUCGUAAAUUGCAUCUUCAGUUUUGCAUCAGUCGGAAAUUAUGUCACUGUUAUAUCAGAUGCUUACACUGAAAAUCUUGUAUUUCUUCUGAUUUAUAAUACAUUUUUUCAACUUUA